Messenger RNA from Stereum hirsutum FP-91666 SS1, 898 nucleotides. Its product is annotated as 60S ribosomal protein L7. Gene Ontology annotation, biological process: maturation of LSU-rRNA from tricistronic rRNA transcript (SSU-rRNA, 5.8S rRNA, LSU-rRNA). The coding region runs from base 1 to 753 and encodes 250 amino acids. The transcript is spliced from 7 exons. Gene Ontology annotation, molecular function: structural constituent of ribosome; RNA binding. Lineage: Eukaryota; Fungi; Basidiomycota; Agaricomycetes; Russulales; Stereaceae. Gene Ontology annotation, cellular component: cytosolic large ribosomal subunit. The record is from RefSeq and is a predicted model, not a curated record.
AUGGCGCCCUCAACAACCGUCCCCACUGUCUCCGACAUCGAGGUCCCGGAGACCCUCCUCAAAAAGCGCAAGCAGACCGAAAAGGCUCGUGAAGAGCGUCUGGCUAAAGCAGAUGCUGCCCGCAAAGCCGCCAAAGCCAAGCGAAAGGUUGUCUUCAAGCGUGCCGAGUCGUAUGUCAAGGAGUACCUGUCGAAGGAGAAGGAGGAGAUUCGUUUGAAGAGGGCUGCACGGUCAUCUGGUGACUUCUACGUGCCCGCUCAACCGAAGGUGUACUUCGUGGUCAGGAUCAGGGGUAUCAACGAAAUCGCCCCCAAACCGCGCAAAAUCUUGCAGCUCCUCCGUCUCCUCCAGAUCAACAACGGCGUUUUCGUUCGUGUCACCAAGGCCACCCAGCAGAUGCUUCGGUUGGUCGAGCCAUAUGUCACUUACGGCGAGCCUAACCUGAAGUCUGUCCGCGAGCUGAUCUACAAGCGUGGCUAUGGAAAGGUCAACAAGCAACGCAUUCCCCUUUCCAACAACGCUGUCAUCGAAGAGAGCCUUGGCAAGUACGACAUCCUUUCUGUCGAGGACCUCGUGCACGAGAUCUCCACCGCUGGCCCCAACUUCAAGCAGGCCUCCAACUUCCUCUGGCCCUUCAAGCUCUCCAACCCCACUGGCGGCUGGAGGACCCGGAAGUUCCAACACUACGUUCAAGGCGGUGACUUCGGUAACCGUGAGGACAACAUCAACAAGCUCAUCAGGCAGAUGAACUAAGCGUAAACUCGCGUUGCGCUGUCGAUGUCUCUGGGGAUGGGUGGGGAUACGUCGGGAAGAGGGUUUGCUGGCAGGGUGUUGUUUUCCAUGGCAUGUUAUUGUUCUCCUAUACUGUUUUGUUCUUUUCCUCUACGCUUGUAUGCCC